AUAUUUCAAUCAAAAAAAUCGUUGAACAAAGUCUGUCGAACUUCCCAAGCACACACGAUUUUAGAUCAUCUUUAUUUUCAUAGUACUUGAGUUAAAUUGAAUAAAUUAGAAGAGAAUCCGCCGAAAUGGAGGAGCUACAAAUAACCAGUGUGGGCCAGUUCCAGACCCUGGUGCGCUACAACAAUCCGGUGCUGGUGGUCAAGCAUCCGGACAAGAAGGGCGCUCCGUUGACGGAGAUUGAGAUGAAAAGACCCCAAACUGCGGGCGCUUUGCUAGAUACCAAACGGGAGACCGAGGAGAUCCUCAAUUCUAUUUUGCCGCCGCGCUGCUGGGAGGAAGAAGGCCAACUGUGGCAACAGUCUGUGUCCAGCACUCCGGCCACGCGUCAGGAUGUAAUCAAUCUACAGGAGAUGCUGGACACCAGGUUGCAGCAGACUCAGGCACGCGAGACGGGCAUCUGUCCUGUGCGUCGUGAGCUAUAUUCGCAGUGUUUUGAUGAAAUCAUCCGUCAGGUGACCAUAAACUGCUCGGAACGCGGCCUCUUGCUGCUGCGCAUCCGUGACGAAAUAGCCAUGUCCAUGGAGGCCUACGAAACGCUCUACUGCAGCUCCGUGGCCUUUGGAAUGCGUAAGGCUUUGCAGGCCCACGAGGAGAAAGAAAUGCUCCGGGAUCGGGUCAAGACACUCGAACUGGAUAAGGAAGCGCUGGAAGAAAUCAUUGCCGACAUGAAGCUAAAGCAGGAACAGGCCGAGCGCCGCAAUGCCGAGUUGCGCGCCUCCGAGGAGAAAAAGUUCACCGAAGAGAUCACGUUCCUGAAGAAGACCAACGCCCAGCUGAAGGCACAGCUGGAGGGCAUCACCGCACCCAAGAAGUAGGGACACGAUUUGUAGAGUUUGGUGGUAUAUGCGUUGGCAUUUGUCACUUUAAGAUUGUUGGAACUUAUUAAAAUUAAAAUAUUGGAGCAACUAAA
Messenger RNA from Drosophila serrata, 970 nucleotides. RefSeq names its product Putative inner dynein arm light chain, axonemal Dnali1 (gene Dnali1). Lineage: Eukaryota; Metazoa; Arthropoda; Insecta; Diptera; Drosophilidae. Gene Ontology annotation, cellular component: axoneme; ciliary base. Gene Ontology annotation, molecular function: dynein heavy chain binding. The record is from RefSeq and is a predicted model, not a curated record.